Messenger RNA from Lactuca sativa (garden lettuce), 4369 nucleotides. The record is from RefSeq and is a predicted model, not a curated record. NCBI's taxonomy places the organism in Eukaryota, Viridiplantae, Streptophyta, Magnoliopsida, Asterales, Asteraceae.
AAUGGGAUAUGUUGGGAUUUAGUCUCAUAUGUGCGUGUUCCAUCGUUUGUUCUAAAAAACCCUUAUACCCUUUGUUUGUGCCUCACGAGCCUCUGCGACUCCUUUUCCGACGUCCUCUCACCUCCGGCGUCUUCCCACAUUCGGCGCCUGCUCAUCUCCGGCGUCUUCCCCCAUUUGGCGUCUCUUUCACUUUCGUAUGGCUAUUGAUAAAAGUUGGAUUACAUUGGAAAACCGCAACUCUAAUGAAUUCUGGGAUGGUCUUAAUAACUUCAUUGAGAUUGCAAAGGAACAUGCCGACAGUAAUGGGUUAGUGAGAUGUCCGUGUACAGACUGUUUGAAUAUGUCGUUUCACACGUUGGAUAGAAUACACGCUCAUAUAUAUAGGAAAGGGUUUCAACAGUCAUAUCAACGAUGGAUUUUUCAUGGUGAAGUAAACACUAUGGUGUUAGAUGAAGUAGGCCCAACGACGAAUGAGAUGGCUGAUGCCCUCAUUGACCUUGUAGGGGAGCAAAAUACAAAUGAAGUUGCUACAGAUGAAGGAAAUUCUGAUGCACAGAGAGCUGGUGUAGACCAAGAAUUUGUAGAACUGUUUGAGGAGGUUGAAACAGAGUUGUACCCUGGUUGUACCUGGUUGUCUUCCUUGAACUUCUUAGCAAAACUAUUACAUAUGAAGGCCAUGAAUAAAUGGACCGAUGGUUCUUUUAACCAACUUUUAGAGUUUCUGAAGUUUGCAUUCCCAAAAGAUAAUAAAAUUCCAAGUUCAUACUAUGAUGCUAAGAAGAAAAUGAGAAAGAUAGGGUUAGGAUACGAAGCGAUCCAUGUUUGUCGGCAUGAUUGUUGUUUAUUCUGGAAGGAGUAUGCAUCAAUGGAUAAAUGUCCAAUUUGUGGUGAUAGUAGAUGGAAUGAUGAUAAGACAACAGGAAAGAAAGUUCCUCAUAAAGUUUUACGUUACUUUCCUUUGACGUCUAGGCUUAGACGUAUGUACUGUUCUAGACACACUGCAAAAGAGAUGACUUGGCAUAGUACCGGGCAGUCGGAAACCGGUAAGAUGUGUCACCCAGUUGAUGGACUCGCUUGGAAAGAGUUUGAUGCAAAAUAUCCCGAGUUUUCUAAAGAACCUAGAAAUGUUCGAUUGGCUCUAGCUGCUGAUGGUUUUAAUCCGUUCGGUAACUUGACUCAUCCUCACAGCACGUGGCCAGUUAUUCUAACAACAUACAAUAAACCUCCAUGGUUAUGUAUGAAGGAGACUUCUUUCAUGUUGACAUUGUUAAUACCGGGUCCUAAAUCACCUGGGAAGGACAUGGAUGUAUUUUUGCGUCCUUUAGUGGAUGAAUUAAAAAUGUUGUGGGAUGAAGGAGUCCAAGUGAGAGACGCUGCAACAAACACUGUUUUCACAAUGCGUGCUGCACUUUUAUGGACUAUAAAUGACUUUCCUGCCCGUAGUAGUCUAUCUGGUUGGAGUGGUCAAGGAUAUAAAGCAUGUCCUACUUGUAAUGAAGACACUUCUUCAUGUAGAGUUAAGGGGAAAAUAGUUUAUGUAGGUCAUAGAAGAUUCUUACCUACUAAGCAUCAUUGGAGGUCAAGUCCUUUAUUCAAUGGCAAGUCCGAGAGAAGAGAUCCUCCUAGACGAUUCAAUCCUGCCAUUGUAUUACGACAGCUAGCUUCUAUACAAAUUCGUAAGCCAGGAAAACAUCCACGUUUACGCAAUGUGAAAAUAAGCCGUAAACAAAAAAAGUUUAACUGGUCCAAAAAGAGUAUUUUUUUUUAGCUUGAGUAUUGGUCUUCUCUUUCACUAAAACAUAAUUUUGAUCUUAUGCAUAUAGAGAAGAAUGUUCAUGAGAGUUUGUUGGGCACACUGUUGAUGAACGAUAAAUCCAAAGACAUGGUAAAUGCAAGAAAGGACUUGAAAGACUUGGGGAUUCGGGAAGAAGAAUGGCUUCAAGAAACUGAUGGUAAGACGAUAAAACCGCAUCCGAAGUACGCAUUCACUCCAGAAAAUAGGGAAAGAUUCUGUCAGUUCAUAAAAAGGGUUAAAUUACCGGAUGGGUUUGGAUCAAAUUUUAAGAAUAAGGUGAAUGAGAAUUGUACCAAUAUUAUAGGGUUGAAGACUCAUGACUCUCAUAUCCUUAUGCAACGCUUGCUGCCAAUAGGGGUUCGAGGAUACCUAGAUAAGAAUAUUGCAACCACAAUUUGUGAACUUUGCACAUUUUUUAAACAAAUAUGUGCACGAACUUUAUAUGUAGAAGAUAUGAUGAAAGCUGAAAAGGGGUUAAUUAACAUCUUGUGCAAAAUGGAAAUGAUAUUUCCUCCAGCUUUUUUUGACAUAAUGAUUCACUUGGUUCUUCAUUUGCCAGAAGAGGCUAUUUUAGGAGGACCUGUUUAUUUUAGGUGGAUGUAUCCCUUUGAAAGGUACAUGAAGAAGUUGAAAAAUUUUGUUAGGAAUAAAGCUAAGCCCGAGGGUUCAAUAGCAGAAGGUUAUGUAGCAGAGGAAGCUUUGUCCUUUUGUUCGAUGUAUCUUCAAGAUGUAAAAACUGCAUUUAAUCGCCCUGACAGAAAUGAGGAUACUGGUAUUCCGAAGAGACAGUUGUCUGUGUUUCAGUCACAAUGCCGACCAACAAGUAAGAAUAUUGUUGUACUACUUGAUGAAAGGGUUCGAAAAGCAGUCGAGUGGUAUGUACUCAACAACUGCUCUGAAAUUCGAGCAUAUAUUUGCCAAUUUGAGUCUGAAAAUCCUGAGGGAAAUCUGCAAAACGAAUUUGUUGGAUGGUUUUAUAAGAAAAUGUAUGGUUUGCGACAAGUUGGGUCUCCUGAGUGUACCGAGGAAUUACAUGCUUUGGCAAAUGGUUCUCAUUUUAGUGCUAACUAUUACACCUCUUGUAUAGUCAAUGGUGUGAGAUUUGUGACACACUCUCGUGACAUUCACCGCACCACUCAAAACAGCGGGGUUUCAGUUCCAGGAGAAGGGAAUGCUACAUAUUAUGUCAUGUCUGCUGAUGUGGCUCGAGGACAUGGUGGAGAUUGUGGUGGUGGUGGUGACCCUCCUCGUUGGAAUUCAAAUAGGAUACCUACAUCUUGCGAGACUUCAAAACAGAAAAACAAACGGGGUCCAUCAAAAGGAAAGAAUCUAGAGGCGGUUUGGAAAGCCAAUGGUAACAGGCCUUUACCAGUACUAUUUGACAAAUCUUUUGAGGGUACAUAUUAUGGUCUUGGAGAUAACGGGACAAAGAUGAAUACUUUACUUGGAAGCUUGGUACGUACUCUCGUCCCUCCAUACUAUUUGAGUUGGGAUGAAGUUCCUGUCGAGGUCAAAGCGCCGAUAAUCCCACGAGUUGAGACUUUUUUCGACAUCGGUCGCAACACACAUGAUUGGGAAAGAAUAAAUGUGGGCCUAGACCGUUAUUGUGCACGUCGGUAUGCAGAUAAUAAAUGGAAAUUGCAUGAUUAUUUUAAAAAACAGGGUGGUCGUAAUAAUGUGGCUAGAGCGAGAAGAAAUCCACCUUCAAGAUUGACACUUGAAACCUGAACCAGUUAAUAGAUGAUGUUUUCUUGAAUCAAAAAUGGCAGGACCGGUCCAACAAAAAUUCAGAUAAUCGCAAAAAACAACGGUUUUCUAGUUUCCAUGGAACUCGAUCUUACAUUAAUACAAGAUUCAAAAAGAUGAAUCCCGAGACAAAACAAAUUCAAGGUGCAAUAGAAAAUUGGCAUGACAAUCAUUUUAAGGAGAACCGUGGAUGGGCAAAUGAGCAAGCACGAUUAGCUUAUGAACAGUUGGUUGCAGAAAAGCAAAUCCAAUCUCAGCAUGCCACAUCAUCUUCUGCUAAUGGAUUCGUGGUAAAUGAAGGUGCUAUCUUUAGUAAGGUGUUUGGUGAUCGUCGUGGUCACAACAUUGGACUUGGACGGAAGUUAAAACGCCCGUCGGGUUUGCCAUGUUCCUCAAACACUUCGACACCAUCUUCUUAUGAGACAAUGAAACAGAUGAUACAAGGUGCACAAGAAGCUUCAGAUCGUCAUCAUGAAGAACAAAAUAGGAAAAGGUAUCAAGAUUUAAUUAAUGCACUUUUACUUGUGAUUCCAAAUGCAAAUCUUGCAAAUUUCCCACCUUUUGAGUCCACACCAACGUCUCAGUUUGACUACAACGCUUUUCUGGCUACAACAAAUCAAGUAUCAUCACAACAAUCCGGUGAUGGUGGUGAUGAUGAAGAUCUGAGUGAAGAUAAUUAGUUUUUUUUAUGAAACUUUGUAGGUUUGUGGUUUUAACUGGAUGUAUCUAGUAUGUUAGUUUAAUGUUUUAAACUUUUAAUGGAUUUUUGGCUAAAUUGGAUGUAUCGGAUUUAGUGUUUUAUUGAAAUAUGAAAUUAUAUGUUUUGUA